AUGCGGUACAUGAAUGACGAGGCGUUUAGGUCAAGGGUUAAAGAAAAGUAUCUGAGUGACGAACAUUACAGGAAAAAUUUGAUAGAGAAAGGUGUGCAGAAAUAUGCACUGGAUGCUGAACAUAGAGUGACGAUGAAGCAAAAAAGCAUUACGAAGUACAAGACAGAUGAGUCACACAGACAGGACGUGAUAAGUAGAAGCAAAAUUAAGUAUAAAACAGAUAUCGUACAUAAAGAGAACGUGAAACGUAUGAGUACACAGAAAUACAAAUUAGAUGACAUGCACAAAGAAAAGGUUAAAAAAAGAAGUACAGAAAAGUACAAAUCAAAUGAGAUGCAUAGACAAAAUGUCAAAACAAGAAGUACAGAAAAGUACAAAUUGAAUGAGCUGCAUAAACAAAACGCCAGAAAAAGGAGUACAGAAAAGUACAAAUUGGAUGAAAACCAUAGAGAAAAAGUGAAAGUUGCAAGCAAAGCGAGAAAAAUCAUGAGUGGAAAAAUCCCACAAGAAGCUGCAAUUAAUAAAAUGUCACUUGAGGAAAUUCCAACAGAGCUAAGUGAUUUGAAUUCCUUAGAACAACACCUCAUUGCUCUACACAUUCCUUUUAUGAAAGUCAUGGCUCUUCCACAAGGUGGACAAAGAAAUGUACACGGACCUGUAGUGUGCGUGCCGUCAAACUUAAAGAAAACAACCAGUUUACCACUGAACGUUGAUGACAAUCUUUUACUGAGGGUGAAACUCAAACGCAAGCUAUCGUACAAAAGAUACUUUGAAUACCAAUUCGUAACUCCACGACACAUUAAGGCUGCUCUUGACUUUUUGAAAGAAAACAAUAAAUGGUACCAAGACGUUUCUAUUAACAGUAAUUGGACUGACAAUGACGAUCAUUGUUUGUUAAACGAUACUAUUGAAAUUAGUGAAAGCAAUCAAGAAAAGUCAGAAAUGGAGAAAAAUCAUGACCAAGAAGUCGCAACGGAUACAUGUUUACAACCUGUUGACAUAGCGCAAGAAGUCCUUGAUCAUUACUUUGACGAGGUCUAUAAUAUUGCACCAGGUGAAGGAAAAAAUCCUGUUAGAAUGUUACAAGACGAAGGAAAUGAAGCGAAGUCAUUCCCACAUUUAUUUCCAUCUGGCAGAUUCUCGUGGAAUGAGGAGAGAGAUGAAAGGAUCACACUUUCCAGAUAUUUCAACAACAGACUUAUGAAUACAGACAAUAGAUUCGCAAAGGAUACAAAUUACAUAUUUUUUGCGCAAUUUAUGUCAGAAUUGAAACAGGUGAUAGAGAAAACACAAAUCUCAAUUCGGAAGUCUUUGUCUAAAACUAACGAUGGAAAGAUGGUGACAUCACAUAUGCUACAAGACCCAGACGUGCUCUCAAAACUUCUCAGAAAUGACGAAGCUUUGCGAUUCAUGCAACCAAUAAGAGGAACACCUGCGUAUUGGUCUACAACACAGAAAGAUCUUUUUGCAAUGCUCCGACAAUUAGGGAUCCCUACUUGGUUUUGUUCGUUUUCGGCUGCUGAAUUCAGAUGGAAUGAAAUAGUCGGUUGCAUUUUGCAUCAUGAGGAUGACAAUAGAAAUCCUUCUGAAUUAGACUGGUCUGAAAAAAGUGAUAUUCUUAGAAGAAAUCCAGUCACUGUUGCCAGAAUGUUUGAACACAGAUUUCAUGUAUUCCAAAGAGAAGUCAUUAUGUCACCAGCCAAUCCUAUAGGUAAUGUUGUUGACUACUUUGUAAGAGUUGAAUUCCAACAAAGAGGUUCCCCACACAUGCAUUGCUUAUAUUGGGUUGAUGACGCACCAAAAUUUGGGAAGGAUAGUGACGAACGUGUAUGUGAAUUCAUUGACAAGUAUGUGACAUGUUCCCUACCAUCCGAAGAUGAUGAAAAAGAAUUAAGACAGUCUGUGUUAAGUGUACAACAACAUAGCAAAACUCACUCUAAAUCGUGUAGAAAAAAGGGAACAGAAUGCAGGUUCAACUUUCCAAGACCGCCAUCAGAAAGAACUUUUAUCGCUGAACGAUGUGAGGAAGAUCCAGAGAAUCUUCAAACGAACACGCAAAUGAAUACAUCACAAGCUAAGGAUACUUUACUGAAGGUUUGGAAUAAAGUUCUCGACAAUAACAGCGAAUUUCAGACAACAGAGGAGAUAUUCACAGAUUUAUCUCUGUCGCAAGAAGAGUACGAGAUCGCACAUAGAGCACUGACAUCAAGAACAACAACAAUUUUGAAGAGGGACCCAGAGGAAAUGUGGACAAAUCAAUACAACGAAUGUCUCCUCAAAUGCUGGGAUGCCAAUAUGGACAUUCAGUAUGUUCUUGACCCAUUUAGCUGCAUUGUGUACAUUAUUUCGUACAUCUCAAAAUCAGAACGGGAAAUGGGCAUGUUAUUAAAACAAACAAAGAUCGAGGCAACUGAAGGAAAUCUUAGUGCUAAACAAACUAUUAAGAAAAUAGGAUCGGCUUAUUUAAACCAUAGAGAAGUCAGUGCACAAGAGGCAGUGUACAGAGUAUGCAAUUUAAAAAUGAAAGAGUGCUCAAGGAAAGUAAUGUUUAUUCCUGUUGGGGAAAAUCCAACGCGUUUAAGCAAACCUCUUUCACAGUUGAAAAGAAAACGACGAUCACAGUCGGACGAAUGUGAAGGCGAUGAAGACGAGGAAGACAUUUGGAUGACGAAUAUUGUAGAAAGAUAUGAAAAUCGCCCACAGACUGACUAUUUCAUUCAGAUGUGCCUUGCAGAGUUCUGCUCCGAGUUCAGGGUACUUGCAAAAUCUCAAAUUCCACAGAUUGAAAAGGAAGGAGUAUACGAAUUGCGAAAUGGAAAAGGUGUUAUCCAGAAAAGAACAAGGGGUAAACCAGCUGUCAUAAGAUACCCAAGAUUCAAUGCUGAAAGUGCACCAGAGAAAGUAGGUGGCGAUUUGCAGGCAGUGAAGAAUGUAGUCAAUGAGCAUCGAAAUCAAUUUUCAAAAGACGAAGAAGCAAUUGAAAAUGCCGUAGAGAUAUUUGAAAUGAUCGGCGAGCCUGAAGAUGCAUGGGCAAGUCUUUGUCCCGAUACCGAAAUGAAGCGGGAAGAGUGUUUAAUUCAGAAAUCAAAAUUAGACACAGAAGACAAUACAAUGAAGGAAGUAACCGAAGAAGUUGAAGAAGAAUAUCCUUCAGAUUUUAUAUAUCAUAUCAGGGAAGCUUCGAAUUCAAGGCAAGAGAUUUUACCUUUACUGCAAAGCUUAAACGAUAAACAGAAAGAGGUCUUUUAUUCAGUGCGCGAAUGGUGUCUGAAGAAAAUAUCACAAGGAAAACCAGAACCUUUUCAUAUUUUUAUUACGGGCGGAGCAGGAACAGGAAAAAGUCACUUGAUCAAAGCCAUUCAUUUCGAAGCCUCAAGACUUCUUGGAAAGACAUUGCCCACACCCAACGCCAUAUCAAUUCUGCUAACUGCUUUCACGGGAACGGCUGCCUUUAACAUUGGAGGAAGCACAAUACAUCAUGUUUUCUCACUGACAAAAGCGCUUCCCAUUCCAUAUGAGCCUUUGAAGGAGCAAACUUUAAAUGCAAUUAGGUCCAAAUUAGAAAACGUGCAAAUAUUGAUCAUAGAUGAAGUAUCCAUGGUCUUUAAACGUCUGAUGUAUUACAUACAUGAACGACUCGUCCAAAUUAAAAAAUGCAAGGAACCAUUUGGUGGUAUCUCUGUUAUUGCUGUAGGUGAUUUCUACCAACUUCCGCCUGUAAAACAACGAAAAGACGAAAGGUUGUAUAAGGUAAAUGACGCAUACCCUGUUGACUAUUGGUUAGAUUUCUUCAAAAUCAUUGAGCUAGACGAAAUAAUGCGUCAGAAGGAGGAUGUUGAAUUUGCUGCCGUUUUGAAUUCUUUGCGUGUUAGAACAAUUGAUGAACAAAUAUCGAACGAAGCUUUGACGUUACUAAGAGAUUGCAUCAGGGAAGGUCCAGAUGACGUGUUGCACGUUUAUUCUACAAACGAAGAGGUAAACGAUUUCAAUCUUGAAAAGUUGCAAACAUGCUGUGUAGAUUUGAUAGAGGUAGAUGCAGAGGAUUACCAAAAAGACAAGACAACAGGAAGGUUAAAAUUACGUGAGAAACCACUGGUCACAACCAAAACAGAUGGACUGUCAUCUUCACUGCUUUUAGCCGUUAAUGCAAGGGUUAUGCUUACAAGAAAUGUAAAUGUCGAAGAUGGACUUGUGAAUGGUGCAAUGGGUUACAUAUCGCAUUUUGAGUUUGCAAGAGAUCAUCAGAGAAAAAACAUUCAAGGAGUUGGAGUAAUAUUUGACAGUAAACAAAUCGGUAAACUACAUGGAACAACGACAUUAUACGGAAAUCAGAUCGUGAUUCAAAGAAUGCAGGAAGAAAUCAAGGAAAAGAAUACUAAAAAUGUAGUUCGACAGCAAUUUCCUCUGAAACUAUCUUGGGCAUGCACAGCACACAAAGUGCAAGGAAUGACAACAGAAAAGGUAGUGGUCAAUUUGGAUCGUACUUUUGCUGCUGGUCAGGCUUAUGUAGCUAUUAGUAGAGUAACCUCAAAGGAUGGGUUAUUUAUAGAGACAACAGAUGAGGAUAAACUUAAGAAGAAAAUCUACGCUGAUCCAGAUGUUAAAACAUCAUUGAGCAUCAUGGAAAAAUUUGUACCAAACGCAGUAGGUGACAUUGGACAAAUACAGACUGAGGAAUGCAAGACAAUUAUUCUUCUUAAUGUACAAAGUCUAAGGGCACAUAUACAGGACAUCAAAUCAGACAACAGACUCAGCAAAGCAGAUUUUAUAUGUUUAACAGAGACGUGGCUCAAAGAUCAGGAUGAUUUGUCAGAAUAUGAAAUUCCGGGCUUUAAUUUUUACAGCAUUUCAAGGGGAAUGUGUUAUGAUGAUUCAUCAAACACUUUUUGUAAAUUAAGCCAAGCCAGAGGCGGGGGAAUAGGUGUGUUUCAAAGAAAAGAGGAAAAUAUCAGAGUUCAUGAACUUCCCCUUAAGAAUAUUGAAGGAAUGACGUUAGAGCUUUGCAAAGAGAACAUCAUCAUAAUAGUGAUCUACCGACCAUGCAUCAUUAACGUCAGCUUUUUUCUAGAUGCCCUUCAGAAAGUUGUAAUAGUUUACCAAGAACGUGGAUUUCAGUGUGUUGUAAUUGGAGAUUUCAACGAAGAUGCCAGGACAAAUGGACCAAUUACGAGUUUUCUUCAGUCAAAGGGGUUUAAACAAAGAGUUGACUUUUCCACAACUGAAAGUGGGACUAUCCUAGAUCAUAUUUAUGUUACUGAAGGAUUGUCCGUUAAGGUUGUGAAAGUUCCUGUUUACUUCAGUUAUCACGAUGCUAUCAAGGUGUACUUCCAAAAUAUUCAGCGGUAG
This is a messenger RNA of Magallana angulata, 5346 nucleotides long. RefSeq lists its product as uncharacterized. Bases 1 to 5346 code for a protein of 1781 amino acids. Gene Ontology annotation, molecular function: ATP hydrolysis activity; DNA helicase activity. The transcript is spliced from 3 exons. Lineage: Eukaryota; Metazoa; Mollusca; Bivalvia; Ostreida; Ostreidae. Gene Ontology annotation, biological process: telomere maintenance; DNA repair. The record is from RefSeq and is a predicted model, not a curated record.